Molecule: messenger RNA, 750 nt
Organism: Dujonia railenensis
Lineage: Eukaryota; Fungi; Ascomycota; Pichiomycetes; Serinales; Debaryomycetaceae
Source: the annotation of a GenBank genome assembly
AUGGCACCACCCCCUGUGAACCCCACGGUUCGUCUUAAGGUAAGCUUGAAAACUGCCAUUAGCAAAUUAAAGUUUGUGCAAGACAAGAAAACGGCCUUGGCCAAACAACAGAGAAGGCAAUUAGCAGAUUUAUUGAAGCUGGGAAAGGAAUCCAGUGCCACUAUUAGAGUAGAGAAUAUCAUCAGGGAUGAUAUAUAUGUAGAAUUAUUAGAGUACAUAGAGUUAUACUGCGAGCUACUCUUAGCUAGAAUCACACUCAUCAUGGACCAUGCGAGAACCACUUGCGAGCCAAGUUUAGUAGAGGCUGUACUGUCGUUGAUCUACGCAGCUCCUCACACUGAGUUAAAGGAGAUCACAGUGAUAAGAGAGAUAUUGAUCCACAAGUACGGUGUAGAGUUUGGCAAGGCUGCUGCAGACAACGAAUCCGGCUCGGUUCCCAGCAAGAUAGUCUCGAGGUGUCAAUUUGAGCCACCUUCAGAGACAUUGGUUAGGCUCUAUUUGUCUGAGAUUGCGAGAGCUUACAAGGCACCAUAUUCGCAUUUGGUAGAGGAAGAAGAAGCUGAGGAAAUAGAUGCCAAGCAAGAUCCGCCAGCGGGAAGUGAUGAAGACGACGACGAACCAAGUGGAGGUGUAGCAGAGAAGGUGUUGGAAGCACCGAUAGGCGCCGAGGAGCCUGUCAAGAGUGCACCUAAGAAGGCACAGGACGAAUUUGAUGCUCUCAAGGCAAGGUUUGCUGCCCUCAAGAAGUGA